AAAAACCAACACUCCAGCAGCGCUUAGAACUGCAAAGCUGUGUGAGUGCGCAGAGACAGCUGCGGGUUGGCUUGAAAGCAGUGAACCUCUGACACAGAAGAAACGCAACAAUUCUCAGGCUACAGCGUACAGCGUUAGCAACAUACCUGAGAUACACGGCACUGAACAGGAUAAAACGAACACAGCGUUUGAACUGCCAGUAGGAAUACGCUUCUGUGAAGUACUCUGUAAUUCUUGGAGACACUUAAUGAAUGAAGGACUGCUGUCCGUAUUCGAUUUUACACUAACCUUGGCAUCAUUUAAGAAAGUAAGUGGUGGAUUUGUUUCAUGUGCUGCAAGAACCCGAUAGACGUGGACAGUAACUUAAUGAAACAGUUCCAACCGUUUAUAUAUUGAUUAAAAAUGGAUCUAGGGGAAUGCAAGAUCUCAGUGUGGGUUUGCAGAGAGGAGAAGCUGGUGUCGGGUCUGUCGAGACGCACUACCUGCGCCGAUGUUGUCAAGGUGCUUUUGGAGGACAGCAACCUCCAGCAAGGGGCAUCAGCGCGAAUGCUGUCAGGGUACCCAGAGUCUUACUGUGUUGUGGAGAAAUGGAGAGGCUUUGAGAGGAUUUUGCCCAACAAAACAAAGAUCCUGCGACUCUGGAGCGCGUGGGGAGAGGAGCAAGAAAACGUAAGGUUUGUGUUGGUGAAAAAUGAAGCUUCUUUACCCAACAACGGACCCAGGAGCGCAGAGGCAAAAGUCGUUCUCAGCAAAGAGAGCCCAUGUGGUUUUAAAGGAACAGCAAGGGCCACUAUGGCUCUGUCCCAGGAAAAACAACGCCGGAUUGUCCGGAAAGCGUUUAGGAAACUGGAUAAAAUCAACAAGAAAAGACAAGAAGCGCCUUUACCCAAGGAUACAACGUCAGGGGAAAAGAUGGAAACUUUAGUGCAUCUGGUUUUAUCGCAGGAUCACACUAUCCGCCAACAGAUACAGAGGAUUAAAGAACUAGACAGGGAGAUCGAGAGGUAUGAAGCUAAAGUUCACUUUGACAGAAUGAAAAUGCAUGGGAUCAACUAUGUGCAAGACACCUACAUGGUUGAUGCCAGCCUGGAGGCUGACUCGAAUGCAGACGGCGAUAAAAACGAGUCGGCGGAGGCUUUUGCACAGUUUGAAGAGUACUCAAGGCGGUGCGAGGAAGUUAUAAAGAUGCAAGAGCAAUUGACAGAUCAGGAAGCACUGAUGGACACGAUUACUGCGGAGAUCCAGGAAGAGUUAAACCAGAGGUGGAUGAAGCGACGCCAAGAGGAGAUCUCUGCCAAGGACACAGGCAGCAACCUGACAGAGACCGAAUCUGCAAUUACAGUAACUGCAACAGCAUCAGAGCCAAUUGCUUCUGAUAACGAGCUGCUUAUGGAUCACGAAAGGAUAAAAACUCAACUAGACACUAGUCUAUACAUCGGGCUCCGAUUAAAUACGGACUUGGAAGCAAUUAAAAGUGAUUUAGAUCUUAGUCAGGAGCUGUGGGAUGCAAAGGAGGAAGAGUUGCGCGUUUUGCUCGAAAAGGUGAAUUUUAUGGAUAUUGAGGCGUCGGACAAAACAGAGGAGCAUACUGAGGACCGCAGCCCUGCAACAAGUGAAACUGAAAUGCUACCCCCAUUGGACACAAACAGUGGCUGGGUUGAGCAGGCAAGGGGACUGUCAAAAAACUGCAACACAAACGACGAGGACUCAGACACAGGGUUAAGCUCGAUGCACAGUCAGGAUUCGGAUACUACACCUGUCUGCGAAUCUUUGGUAUAAAGAUUUUCAUUUCUUGAAUGUUUACCCAUUAGCUCAGGGGGCAAUAUAUAAAACACUACAAACGUGUUACUUUCUUGUUCCAAAAUACAGCACGUGUAAUACACUGCUAAAAGGAUUAAUGUUACUAGUAGUUUUUGCAAAAGUGCUACGCCCAGGACCUCUGAUCAUGUUUUGUCACCUGUGCACCCGUUAUAUCAUAUAGAACUGAUAUCCUUGCAUCAGAGUUGCUGUUUUGUCCUACAGCCCAAUUGGUAUUUUGCGCAUACAAAAUGUUGCUCUGUAGCGUAAGUCACAUAAAAACUAAAGGCGAUGCUGCAUUGUGAAAGAUUCACGUAACACACUCAAGAGUAAGCUUAUGGCAAAUGUGUAGAACUAAGAAAAUCUAUCAUUUAAACGACUGCGUUGUUGUAACCGCAAAUAAAAUACACUUAUGUCGCAUCUGUAUAUAUUAAAGUGACAUAAAUUUAGUUUUGUUAACAAAGUAAGUUUAUACUGUAGAAAACAACAAUAAAAAGAAAAUGUUCUUUAAUCCUGAGUUAUUGGUUUCAAUGCAUGCAUGCCCAGGAUAUUUUACCUCGUUAGUAUGCUGGAUCAGUGUGCAGGACACAACCUGUUGGUAUAACUGGAAGAAAGGGAUUAUAGUAAAAUCGGGACUACUCUGGGCAACUUCGGUGAUCCCUGGAACUUAUAAUGCCAAAUGUACAAGUUUAACAGGUCAUAGAGAAGGUCUAUGAUGUAUAUUAUAGGUUAUCUGAAGGGUCAAUUGUGCUUUAAGCAAAAAUUGAGUAUUAGCAAACAGAAGACAUUCGAUGCAUUACAGUAUCAGAAUCAGAUCAAAACUUUAAACAGUAAAAAAAAAAAUGAAAAGUGUCUGUUGUACUAAAACGUUUCUUUAAGUUUUAUUCACAAUCUGUAGGUGGCUGGCUGACAAUACAUGAUGCACGUGUCAGAUGUCAAAUACUCACAUGUGCAAUAUGUAAACGAAAAAGACCUGUGGAAUAGAGCCAGGAGAAGUCAUGGGAACAGUGGAACUGACCUUUUAAACACAUUGUAUCCCUAUGCAUUGUGUGGGUACUGGCAAUCAAUGCUUCUAUGCAACAGUUUACUAAAAUCACCAUAAAGAUCCCCCAAAAAUUAAGGGCCUCUUUUACAAAGAUCCAGCAAUGUGAUGCCAACUUUAUGUGAAGAAGAAAUGCAUUUGAAUGAGACUGCUGCAGCUUAUCCAUCAAUCAGUUAUAUACUAUGGCCCUACACAACUUUGUGUUUCAUGUUCUACCUGUAUCAGGGUGUCACUCCAGUUGGAUUUAAGCUCUACAGGUGUUUCCAGGAAGAUUGUUAGGUAUGUGACUUGCCUGCAGAUUUUCCGCAUUUCUGAGCUGGGAGGUUUAUGUUGCAUGGCACCCCACCUACAACUGGUAAAGCCACAUUAGGUGAUUGCUACUGAAGCUGUCUUACAGAACAGUAUGUACAGCAUGCCAAUUUGUAUAUGAGACAAAUAGGUAAUUAAAUGACUGAAAAUACAAAAGUAACCAUGCCUUUGGAAAUUCUUUGGCAUACAGUACAGCUGCUAAAUCCAUUACUAUGAUACUACAAGAUUCAAACCUCCUGUAUAUUUCAGACUGUAUUUAACAAAACAACUGGCAGUUAAAUGUCAUCUUUUAAAUCUAAACUCAUAUUGUUAAAAUUUGAUAGAAAAUAUCAUAUUGAUGCAAAGUUGUUCCCAAAAUACAUCCUACUGUCUUGACAAAGUUGGCUCUUUUGAAUUUAUCUAAAUAGUGGCACCUCUGCUAAAAGUACAAUACUGUAUCUUGCAUGCUAUUAUGCCUGGACAAACAACAUUAAAUUGUGCAGACUGUGUCAUUGCUCAGUUACUGUAUGGUUGUUAAGUAACAGUUGAAAAACAGUUUGAAUUAUCUCUGUUAACAUGGCUACUAUAUCAGUGUGUUGAGUAUUGCAGGUAUAGCAUUCUUAGAAGCUUACAAACUGUGUAUGAUUGACCCAUGGUGUAGAGUGUGAAUUUGAAUUGUGUAUGUUUUUAUGAGUUACUACAGAUUCCACUAAAACUAUAUGCAGCACUAUUACCAAGGAGCAAAAUAUUUUACAGCGUUUUGCUUUGGAAUAUUUAAACAAGGAAAUAAAGUUUAGUGUCUUUAUUAUAUUCUACUGUAUAUAAACUUA
Acipenser ruthenus (sterlet) is the source of this 3957-nucleotide messenger RNA. Its product is annotated as ras association domain-containing protein 10-like. NCBI's taxonomy places the organism in Eukaryota, Metazoa, Chordata, Actinopteri, Acipenseriformes, Acipenseridae. The record is from RefSeq and is a predicted model, not a curated record. Bases 403 to 1779 code for a protein of 458 amino acids. The transcript has a single exon. Gene Ontology annotation, biological process: signal transduction.